This is a messenger RNA of Dichotomopilus funicola, 480 nucleotides long. Its product is annotated as polysaccharide biosynthesis-domain-containing protein. NCBI's taxonomy places the organism in Eukaryota, Fungi, Ascomycota, Sordariomycetes, Sordariales, Chaetomiaceae. The transcript is spliced from 4 exons. The coding region runs from base 1 to 480 and encodes 159 amino acids. Gene Ontology annotation, cellular component: cytoplasm. The record is from RefSeq and is a predicted model, not a curated record.
AUGGCGCAACCUCAGGCCCCCGCCAACUUCAAUGCCGAAGAGGCAGACAACCUCGAAGAUAUCGAGAAGCAGUUCGCCGUCAAGGUGGUGCAGCACAUGCAGACAUACUGGGCCAUCCUGGAGCGCGUCAAGGGCUCAUCACUGCGCCUGACCAAAAUCGACAAUGACAUCCUCGAGCACCUCCAAAAGGACUUCCCCGAGUUCGACCCGGCCGAGACGAUCGACGAGGACAAGAUGAAGAGCAAAGAGGGCAAGCAGCGAUGGCGCGACUUCAUGAUGGUGUACGAAAAGAAGGUGGACGACUACAACUUUGGCACGAUGUUGCGGACAAACGCGAAGUCGGAGUACGGCCAGGAGGAGACCAUUUUCGUGCCUAGGAUGCAGUUUUACGCCGUAGAGAUUGCUCGAAACAAGGCGGGGCUGAACGACUGGAUAUACGAGCAGGCCCAAAAAGAGAAGGCGGCCAAGUCUAGUGCAUGA